GCUAAUGCAUUCUAACAAGAAUUUAUGGUGCCAAAAAAAGACACCGAUGGUUAACCUAUACGUAUGGUAUCUUGUGUAUUAGGGGGUAUGUUGGGAAAAGACAUUCGCGAAAAAUAAUUGUAUUGCAAGCGCUAACAAGGUAUGCAGACGUGUAUAAAUACAAACGUGGGCGGCUAUUGGAGAGAAUAUGCCAUAGUCCUCUUCACCGUCUAUUUUCGACGAGAACAGGAAGACCGUCUCUUCUGCACGAUUAUCGUGGACAUGCUUUCGCGCAUGCUCCCCGAACGCGGUGGAAAGAGCUUUGUCGUCACGAAUACGCUCUUGUAUCCGUUGUAAAUACGAAUGCCGAAUGCUCGCUACCGAAAAUAAUCACGCGAGGACGUUGGUGCGAUUUCAGACCGCCUCUUCCGCGGAUGUCUUGACGCCGCCAAACGUAAAAAAUGCAUUCCCAACGUGAACCUUCGAGUUACUCGACGUGAUACUUACCAAUGAUCUUUUCGUUUCAUCGUCUUUGUGAUAACUAUCAUUUUUCUUAAACGAAUAAUCUUAGGACGAAAUAUGAUCGACCGUGUGUUUACGUCACGUUGGGUCAGUGAUAAAGGAUCGGCCGAGCAAGUUCCCAUUGAAGUGUAAAGAAAGAAUUGGAAAAGUGCAAAAAGCUCACCAGUGUCAUUCGAGAUUGAAAAUACAUCUGCUUCACCAGUGAUUAUUGUUUCACUUUAUAGUGCUGAUACAAAAUUUAGCUCAAAGACGGCUAGCCAUUGGAAUCUAUGUGAACACGAAACUUCGAUGCCUGAGGUAACUAAGGAUUUGUGCUACGCCUAUGAUAUCCAUGAAAAUAUGUAUUCUAAAGUUAGAUCACUCCGGCAUAUCUAGAGUAUUAAUAAUUCGAUUGACAAACUCGCGAGAGAAAAUAGCGUAAACUGCGAAUGUGAAACGCGCGUCCUGGGUAAAGCCAGCCAAAUGGCUAAUAAUGAGAAAGUCGUUGAUCAGAAUGGUCAAAGGGCCGAGAGAAUCCGUAAAUCGUGUGCGAGUCGCGUCAAUGAACAAAGAGCACUGUUUAAAACUAAACAGAGAGUGGAUGAAACUGAAUUACCUGCGCCGCCACCCGAUCCAUGGGCGAAUCCAUGGCGUCUACCAGGCUCACGGGAUCAAGUGGACGAAGCACAGUAUAGAAAUAUCGAUGAGGACGAGGAUCUAAUCGCUUACCUGACGGAUUUCGGGACGUUACCAUUCGAAGGUCAAAUGUCAGAGUGUCCUUCGAGAAAUUCUGCUAUGUCUGCAAUGGCUAUUUCAGGUAUCUACGCGGAGGACGCUUUCGAACAUUUGGAUCGCCUCUAUACUUUCGCUGAGCAAAUACUCGAGCUCAGAGAGCGGAAUUCGAAGUUUUUUAAACGCGUCAGGAAUUUAGAGCGACUGAAAGUGUUGCGGGAUGCCAAUCACAAGCUGGAGAGUGCUUUCUUGCGAGACAAGGAUGGAACGAUUAACGUAUGCGAAGAGGACACCGGAUUCGCCGAGUCCUUGUUGGACGCUAUGUUAUCGAACUGCAGGGAUUCUCCGCUUCAGAAACGGAAUAUACGAUCGUCGUCAAGGCAGGCGAGAAACAAGCUCGAUGUUGAAAAGCAAACCUCGGUAGAUGAAGUUUCUGGGAACGGACCAAAAGUUUCUAAAUGGACCAGGGUGAAAGCUGCUUUCAAGUGGGAACGAGCAUACACGAACGACACAGAGAUCGUGGAUUCUACUGUAACAACGAAUACGACACCAACGACAUCUGUAUCGACUCCGUUGAUCAAAUAUCAAAGGAUUCCAGAGGUUGAAAUCAAGGAAUCGAACAGUACCGCCACCUCAUCUCCUGUUAAUGAGACUUGUAACGCGGGAACUUCGUCUCCAUCUUCAUCCAAUGAAGGAUACUAUGAAUGCCCACAAAAAAAUACUUUAAAUUACUUAGAUUAUCAACCUUUAAAAAGAAAAGCCAAUAAGAAAACUGAAUAUACAAAUUGGCAUAACGAAUCUCCGGAUGAUAAUAUUCUUAUAUUGGAUGCCAUAAGAGGCAACGAAACAGGAAUGGUAAACGAGGUCAGUCAAGGAAAGCCAUUAAUUCGAAUCACAUCGGAGAAAAAUCACGCGACCCUGUCGAACAGGCUAGACGAAAAGGAUACAGAAUCAACAUCAAAGAGAUCAACUCCAACUUUAACGAUCGCGAUACCAUCUCACGAGGAUGACAUCAGAUACACGUCUUCCCCUGAAUCAAAUUCGCCACUCUUUUUCAACGCAAACAUCUCUGCUGGUAACUCUCCCCAACAGAGGAAAACAUACAGAGAUCUGUCGAUUAAUAAGGAUUUUAAACGCCAGCGAUCUUACGGUGGAGAGUCGGUAAUUCUCACGUCGAAAAUGCAGAGGCAAGACUCCAAAUGGAACAAGGUUAGGCGGGCAUUCUUAACAAACUCGACUCCAAGCUGUCCAUCGAGUCUCUUCAACAUCGUUACCAGACAGAUUCUUUUUCAAGAUGGACUUGAAUCAUCAAUGAAUUGCAAUUACAACGACAGUGUGGAAAAUAUUGAGAAGACGACACCAUUGAGCGCGCAAGUGGACACGCGACAGAGUUACCGCAGCCUUAGAGAGAGACUAGGUACCGAGUUUCAGCAGAAACUCGUCGAGUGGGAGCGUUUAAAAAAUUUUCCACCUCGUACAGCUAAUAAGGAUAUUCGAGAAAUGUCGUCUAGUUUACCAAGUCCUCGAGAAAACUUGCUAUCCGAGGAGAGAUUGGCGCCCGAGUUUAGGAAGAAGUUGCAAGACUGGAAGAGGGCAAAGAAAAUGCGUAGAGGCAGUGCUCCGUUUGAGCAACAAAGGCUCAAUCGACGUCGUCUGACCGAUUGGCAACUUUGGAGAUCUCCUUUGAAAAGCGAAUAUAGAACCAAAGAAGUUAUAGCUCCGCAUGUCGGCAAUGAGAGUGGAGAAAUGGUCAGUGAUGGAAAACCGCAGGUUAGCGAAGAUCCUGCGCGAAAAAUCGAAGCUUCGAAGAGAGGGAACGAGACUACUGGUAGUCAUGAUGCAAAGUAUCCGAUACGAUCGAAAUCUAGUCAACUUGGGAUUGCAUCUGGAAUUGAUGAAACUGAAUUUUUCGCCUUGGAAAGGUUACUGUCACUUUUUAAUAAUAACGCGACUAAAGGACGACGCGGGAGCGAUGUUCAGCAGUUAGACGAGUGUUUCGACGGGGAUGCAAGGCCAUUUGUUGAUGGACCACAAAAUCUAAAUGAUGCCAAAGAGGUUUUCGUUCGUACAUCAGUUGGAUCCUACCGAUUUGAAGGUAUUUCUCGAGAGUUCACGAGGAAGCUAUACGACUGGGAACGUCAUCGUGGUAUAUCACCUACAUCUUCAACUUUUCGUCUCUUAGGACCCGCUUAUAUACCAUUUCUAAGACAGACAACUAUCGAAACAUCACCGGAUGAUUCAACCAUGACAAAAGUUAGAAGCGACGAACCGGUAUUGUUCAAAGUUAGCUCUUUGAAGAGAUCGAAAUCUGUUGGCAGCAUGGUCGGGAAAACUGUUCAAAAUGAAUUUUUUGCUCGUCGGUCGAAUAGUCUGCAGUCGUUGGAUCAGCGUAGAUUGAAGAAUGCUGAUUGUAUCGGUGCGUUGCCCGAAUCUAUCGAUUAUCAAAGAACAGAAGAUAUAACAGAUGAUAUUAUGGAUGAUUCCGAACCGGAAGCGAUGAUUGUUGACAUCGAGGAUGUUAUCGAGGAAACCGCGAGUCCCCUAGAAAGGGUGCAACCACACCAAACACCUGUAUACUCGGUUGCAGCGAGUGAAACGACCAGUAUUGCUGUACCCCUUGGGACAGUUACAUCUAGUCAUGAACCUUCUCCAGUAUAUUUGAUCGAAGUCGAAGAAAAUUUGGAUUCUAAGCACUGGGAAUCGAAAAAGUGGAACCAGAGAAAGAGUAUUUCUAGCGAAGACAGUUUAAGUAUAGAACAAUCAGAACCGAUGAAAUUUGGGAAUAAUGAAAAAAUUUCUUCGAGUAAUGUAGAUUUAAUUCAUUGGUCUCCUGCGAGCUCAUCAGGCAAAACAGCGGCAUCUGAUAUUAAAGAUAAUGUUGAUAUCCUGGAUCAAGAAUUAGACAAAGAUCCUACGAAAUCAAACAGUUUGACUUAUUCAAUGGAGAUUGCUUCAGAACCAAACAUUAAGAAAGAAGAAAAGAAAAUAGAAGUCCAUUAUGAUGCUAAUUUCGAGAGGAUGGAUGUUCCUGUAACAUCGUUAGAAGAUAAUAUUGAAAGGAGCAUGAAAGAACACUUGCCCGAUGUGCAAUCAAAAGUAGCGACCAGUCGGUACAACCAGAAGUUAUCGAGCGAGAAGACACACGCGCAAGGGUGCGAUAACGAAGGAGUGGGAAAGGAUGAGAACAGCUAUGAUGGAAAAGAUGCUACCGGUACUACGAUUAAGUUCGACAAUGAAUACGAAGAAGUAAACAUGGCCACCAGCAGUACUCCAUGUUGUUCUUUAACAACUAUCCAGACAGUGCCAAAUUAUAACGAAGAAACAACAAAAUAUUUACCACAAACAUCAGCUGCUUGUAAAUUAGAUAAAGCCAAGCCUAUCACAAGUGACGUAGAUCUUAUUUAUGCCGAUCGAGAAGAUGUAAAAGUAAGGAAAGUAAAGGAAAAUUAUAGCAUAAUCAGAGAGGAAUCAGACGAUACCUGUCACGAUUUACCAACAAUGAAAUUAGAUCAAAAUCACCACAAAUCAUGCAAAUCGUGCAUCGAUUAUCUAAGAUGCGAAGAACAAAAUAAUCAUUCAAAAGAGAACACGACGAAUGCACAAUCAGAAAGAAAUGAAUGUGAAGAACAUCAUGAAAAUCUUUCAUCUUGGAUAACUUACACUGGAAAUUCCUAUAUGCGCGAAUGUCAUCGGGAACCUACUAUACUAACAACUGCUUAUAAAGUGGCGCCUUGUCGCGAUGAGCGUUGUUUUAACAGAAUUGUCAUUAACGAGGAAACUUUAAACAAGAUAGUCGUACCUACAGCCAGUACAAGCUGUUUGGAAAAUGUAAGAACCUCGAAACCACCUAUGGAAUGUACGACUGAGAAUUUUACAAAUGAGCUCCGUCGACAAUCAAGUAAUGAUCGUGAAGUCUCGACUGAUCGGGAAGCGAGUGUCAAGAAGCAAAGUUCCAAUUCACCGACUCGAAAUGUUUUUUAAGAGCACUCGGCCGGUAAGAAAGAAAGCAGUAUCAUCGACGAGGAUCACGUUGUUCCAAUGAAAAGUAAGAGCAAAUCCAGAUCAGGAUCUCCUAAAGUGAACCGACAAGAUGCACUCUUGAGGAUGUCUCUCUCAUUACCAUGGCCUCUCCGGUCAUCUUCCAAAGAUCGGGAGAUGAAAGAUACGAAGGUUGACAUAAACGACAAAGGAGAACAAACAUCAAUCGAGAAGCAAAACUUCGAGCGAUGUAAAUCUGUGGAGAGUUCGAGGAAACCAUCGAUCAGUGAAAGCAACGUUUUUCAAACGCAGAUAAAGCAGGAAUCCUGUAUCUUCCGAGACAGAAAUUCGUCGAUUGAACUGCCAAAGGAAGAUGGAGCAUUCAAUCGUUCUGUCGAACGAAAGAGUCAACGAAGUAAUGUAUCUGCUCAAACUAUACAGAACGAACAACAGAAUCAAGCUUCUUUCAGAAUCAGCUUGCCCAGUUUAAAAGCAGAAGAGAAAAUAAAGGAAACGACGUCUUCCACGAAAUUCGAUCCACAGUCAUCCGACCUCAUUCAUAAAUUGACGAUCUUGUCUAACGUAGUAGCGCGACGAGACGGUCGAACGAACACGAUCUCUGAGGACACGUCCCUGGAAUCUCAUUCGUUGAGAGUACGACGCGCCAAAGAAGACUUUUUAUCUCGUCGUGGUGGUCCUCUUUGUAAUUCUGUUCUGGAGCCCUCAUCGACGAAGUAUGAAGUUUCUCCAAGAAUGUUCCCCCAUUAUUAUGAACAAAUUUCGGAAAAUCAAGAACAAACAAAAGAAAAGAGCUUACCGAAGGUAAAUCAUAUUAACUGUGCUUUGAAUUCUUUGUCAGAUAAGAUAUCAAAUACUCUUGAUGCAUUAGAAGAGGCAAAUAAAGAGAAAAAUGUGGAACAGUUUGUAAACGAAUACAAUGCUAACGAAUUGUCGAAUAACUCGGUUGUUUCUCGUCCUGAUCGUGUGAAGUCUGCUAGUGCUGGGAUGAUAAACGUGGAUCCAGAUACUUUUGUGCGUCUGACGGAAGCCAGUCGGGGAUGCGAGUCUCUCCCAAGAUCGAUCUGGAAGCAGCAACAGUCUUUGGGCUCAUUUGCGAAAAUCGUUAGUAAAUUUAAGUUCGCACGAUUAAUACGUGGCAAGGAUAUACAGGAAGAGAACAUGAGUACGAUUUCUAAAUUAUGCAGACAGAGUUUAUUGAUCGAUGUUCGAAACGAUUUCGAGAAAUGGGAAUCCAACGAUCGAGAAAAGGUUACUACAGUGGUUAAUACUGAAGAGAUUAAGAAGAAUGGAUGAUUAAGAUUUUUAAAUUGGAUUCGCGAAUUACUUAAUAACGUUACUGAUAGUUGUGGUAUUGAAAAGCUGUAGGAUUUCUAAUCAUUACUAUACAGUGAAUGUUAGACACGAUUUAGAAGAAACAAAGCGUCAUAACGUUACCACAUGACCCUAUUCAUAUGUAUUUGGACAUAUGUGAGAAAAUGUGAAUUUGCAAUAUUAGAUUACGACGAAUCUAUAUGUUAAAUAUUAUAGUAAACAACAUUGUCCAACAAAUUUUCACUUUCUCUCAAAUCUGUAAUAUCCAUUGGGUAACUCUUGCAGAGCUUACCUUCCUGAAUACGAAUCAGCAAACGAAAUUGAUCUAUUAUACUCAGUUUUCGAAAAAUAUAAGUUUUUCAAAGAACGCGCGAUUUUUGGCUGAAGUGAAAGAUUAGAUAAAAACUAAAAAAAUUAGGAUGUUCAUUCUUAUCUU
This is a messenger RNA of Eufriesea mexicana, 6958 nucleotides long. RefSeq lists its product as uncharacterized. The transcript is spliced from 11 exons. Lineage: Eukaryota; Metazoa; Arthropoda; Insecta; Hymenoptera; Apidae. The record is from RefSeq and is a predicted model, not a curated record.